GUUGUACUUUUAUAAAAGCCCCUCCCCCACCUGCUCGUCAAAGUACUUCAGCCUCUGUUUUCUUCAAAUUUUUUGGUGACUUGCUGUCAAUUCACUUGCGCAAACUGAGUCAGUCCCGUAUCUUGAAAGUUCUUCUUUAUUACCUUUUCUCAGUUGUUACUCCUCCGCGGCAGCGGCUAUAACAGAAGUACCGAUGCCCCGACAACCAAAGCUCCGUCCCAAGACGAAUAUCCCCGGUCUACCAGUGAAUCUAUAUAAUCUCACUGCGGUAGCGCAACUCUCUGAGCUUGAAUGCCAACAAGAAAUGGAGGAAAAACCACAGCGCGUGUUCCGGGUCAAGCGCAAGCAUGUCCUGAAGGCUUGUGACCGGUGCAGGAUCAAGAAGACCAAGUGUGAUGGAAAGCAACCCUGCAACCGCUGCGCCGCGUAUAAUCAUCCGUGUCUGUUCCGGGAGAGAAAGGCUACUCAGACGAGGGUGUACUCCAAGGGCUACGUUGAACUUCUCGAAUCCAACUUAUCCAUGGCCGUCAAAGGCCUCCAAGGCCUCUACAGAAUCUGCGCUGACAAUCACUGCUUCCCCGGCGACCCCCUACAAAUGACCACCGACGGCCACCCCCUAACCCACGACAUUCUCGAUCGAAUGGGCAUCAUCAGGCAAGCCGAAGAGAUCCCUGAAGACUCGAAUGAAGAGCUCGAAGACCUGCAGUAUCUACGGUACCUCUCGAGCAACUCGACCGACAGUGCAACGACCGAUCCGUCUCCGGAGCCUGCUACGCCCUCCCAGCCGACCUCCAGCAUCUGCAGCCCUGUCGAGUCUCUGCACAAGCCAUUCAAGUGGGAGGUUGACAUGCUUCCAACCCAGGCGGAACCACAGCAGCAGCAGCAGCGGCAACAGAACUACCAAUACUCCGGCUACUCGGGUGCAAGUUACCAUACUCCCCAACAACACCAGCAAGGCCUGAUAAUGCCCCGGCUCUCCCUCGACACAACCGUCAGCUUGGAAAAUGACAUCCCUUCAUGCACCAGCACCUGCACGAGCGCCACCCUUCCCUCUGCGGCGGCCAGUCACCACGACACCCCGCUCGCGUCUCCGUAUACGUACUACGCGGGAGACCCAAACACCCGCAUUCAUCCCCCAAUGAUGCUGCCCACGGGAAUAGACACGAAUCCUCAUACUCAGUCUCAGCCUCACGCUCAGACGGCGGCAGCUGGUCUGCCCCUUGAUAUUUUGAAUGCGUAUCAGCAGCAUCUUUCUACUUUGCAAGAGCAGCAGCAACAGCAGCAGCCGAUGUAUGCUGCUGUUGCGACGGGCUGGACUUUUUCGUUAGAUAGAUAGUUGUAUAUGUCUUUAUCUAUCUUGUUUAUUUUGUUUUUUGUUUCUUUUUUCAUGUUAUGUCAUAGACAUGACUUACGAGUUACGCAUAACGAUUUGUUUCGCCUGACUUUUUUUUUUUUUUUUACCUUUUCGAUUCUUGAUCUUGAUUCAAUUUCGUUGAGAUACCACCAUCGCACAUCAAUCAUUUGCAUGGCAUGGCCGGGUUUGAUACCCUUUGCUUUUCUGAUAUUGAUUUCAGGAGUUUAUCCUUUAUGUUUUCGGGAGUUCUGUCUGCAUUAUGUUCAUUCGUUAGAUAUCACACCACCAUACCCCUGGUUAGGAUAUGAGAUAUGAGAAAAUGAAAGAAAACUUGGACGUUGUCCAAUAUCUGCGGUUUUGUUUUAUGCCCUAAAGAUCAUUUUCUUGGCAUGUAUUUAUAUAUUAUGUACUUUCUAGAUAUGCA
Molecule: messenger RNA, 1778 nt
Organism: Aspergillus ruber CBS 135680
Lineage: Eukaryota; Fungi; Ascomycota; Eurotiomycetes; Eurotiales; Aspergillaceae
Product: Zn(II)2Cys6 transcription factor domain-containing protein
Exons: 3
Coding region: 194-1336 (380 amino acids)
Biological process (GO): regulation of DNA-templated transcription
Molecular function (GO): DNA-binding transcription factor activity, RNA polymerase II-specific; zinc ion binding
Source: RefSeq, a predicted model, not a curated record